AUGGGCGGUGCCCGAGACGUGGGCUGGGUGACGGCGGGCCUGGUCCUCGGGGCCGGCGCCUGCUACUGCCUUUACCUGCUGGCGCGGGCCCGGCGGCGCCCCUCGCGGUCGGCAGAGGACUUAACAAAUGGCUUGUAUGACGAAAGCCUCAGUGCUGAGCAACUUCAGAAACUCCUUUACUUGCUUGAUUCAACUGAGGAUCCUGCAAUUAUUGAAAGAGCUCUGGUCACUCUGGGCAACAAUGCAGCCUUUUCAGCUAACCAUAUCGUAAUUCGUGAAUUGGGUGGUAUUCCAAUUGUCGGGAACGUGAUCAACAGUCACAACUACAGUAUUAAAGAGAAAGCGUUAAAUACACUAAAUAACUUGACUGUGAAUGUUGAAAAUCAGGAAAUAAUAAAGGUCUACGUCAAUCAAGUUUUGGAUUCAUCAUUCCUUUCCCUUUAUGAUGGCCACGUGGCAAAGGAGAUUCUUCUGCGAGUACUCACACUGUUUCAAAACUUAAAUGACUGCAUUAAAAUGGAUGGUCAUUUAGUUAAGUCUGCUUUCAACUUUCAUAAAGGUUCGUUGUAUUCCCUAUUAUACGGACAAGAAUGUGCUCAGAAAAUGAGAGCUCUAGUUCAUCACCCUGACGUGGAUGUGAAGGAAAAAGUUGUAAUAAUUACGUAA
This is a messenger RNA of Elephantulus edwardii (Cape elephant shrew), 666 nucleotides long. Its product is annotated as armadillo repeat-containing protein 10-like. Gene Ontology annotation, molecular function: protein binding. The transcript is spliced from 2 exons. Lineage: Eukaryota; Metazoa; Chordata; Mammalia; Macroscelidea; Macroscelididae. The record is from RefSeq and is a predicted model, not a curated record. Gene Ontology annotation, biological process: negative regulation of intrinsic apoptotic signaling pathway by p53 class mediator. Gene Ontology annotation, cellular component: mitochondrion. The coding region runs from base 1 to 666 and encodes 221 amino acids.